Molecule: messenger RNA, 843 nt
Organism: Sphenostylis stenocarpa
Lineage: Eukaryota; Viridiplantae; Streptophyta; Magnoliopsida; Fabales; Fabaceae
Source: the annotation of a GenBank genome assembly
AUGGCGGCUUCACCCCAAUCCUCCGCUCCGGCUAUGUCGCGUGGUGAUGCUAAUAUCGACAAAGAUGGUAUCUUUCAAUUGAUUAAAGUACAUCAGGAAAAAGCAGCUAGACUUCCACCAGUUGAGGAAAUUCGAACUGUCCUUGAUAGUAACGUCCGCGGGAUGCUCUCUACAUUCUCUAAGAAAUUUGAGGGUUAUCCCUCAGGGUCUAUGGUUGACUUUGCAUGUGAUGCUAAUGGAUAUCCUAUAUUAGCAGUGAGCGACCUGGCAGUUCAUUCCAAGGACCUAACUGCCAACCCUAAAUGUUCAUUGCUUAUUGCUAGAGAUCCUGAUGAUAGGACUGAUUUAGUGAUUACUUUACAUGGUGAUGCUAUCACUGUGCCUGAAAAGGAUAGAGAAACUGUUCGAGCUGCUUAUUUGGCGAGACAUCCCAAUGCAUUUUGGGUUGACUUUGGAGACUUUCGAUUCUUGCGCAUUGAACCUAAAGUUGUACGAUUUGUGUCAGGUGUUGCCACAGCUUUGUUAGGAUCAGGAGAGUUUAGUGGAGAUGAGUAUAAAUCUGCAAAAGUGGACCCCAUAGCUCAAUUUUCCAAGCCAGUGGCGUCUCAUAUGAACAAAGAUCAUGCUGAUGACAACAAAGUGAUUGUGCAGCAUUGGACCUCAGUUCCAGUGGACUUUGCGUACAUGCUAGAUUUGGAUAGUCUUGGUUUCAAUGUUAAGGCUGGUUAUCAGGGCGAUACUUUCAAGCUUCGUGUACCUUUCCCUCGACGUGCAGAAGAUAGAAAGGAUGUGAAGACUCUCAUUGUUGAGAUGCUUCAAGCUGCUAGGCCUAAAGCUGAAUGA